AUGGUACUCCUUGCGCGGUAUGACUUGGAUGACUCCAAAUUUGGACACUUCGAUCCUCACAAUACCUACCCCGAACUUAUCUCAUUCGGUCAUCAACUUUCCGAACUUCUCAGUCGCCUCACAUCUCCUCACAAGACUGCGCUAGAUGAUCCCAUCCCAAAAAAAUCUUUCCCGAAUGGCAAUUUGCUGAACUAUGAUCGGAAAGACAAGAAAUAG
Penicillium concentricum is the source of this 216-nucleotide messenger RNA. RefSeq lists its product as uncharacterized. The record is from RefSeq and is a predicted model, not a curated record. Lineage: Eukaryota; Fungi; Ascomycota; Eurotiomycetes; Eurotiales; Aspergillaceae. Bases 1 to 216 code for a protein of 71 amino acids. The transcript has a single exon.